AUGACGGCCUUCGAGAAAUCCCCAGGAUUACGGCCCCCCCAUCUCCGCCGCAGCAAUGGCAACACCCAGCUCAUCCUCAAAGGCAAGCCGUUCCUCAUGCUCUCGGCCGAGCUGCACAAUUCCUCCAUGUCCUCUGCGCGCUUCAUGGCCGAGAUCUGGCCCGCGAUGAAGGCCAACCACAUCAACACACUGCUCGGAGCCGUGGCCUGGGAGGACAUUGAGCCGGUCGAGGGCCGGUUCGACUUUUCGGAACUCGACGCUGUGCUGGCCGGCGCGCGGGAGCACGACAUGCACCUCGUGCUCCUCUGGUUCGGCACCUACAAGAACAGCAUCUCGACAUAUGCGCCGCACUGGGUCAAGCGCGACACGAAGCGCUUCCCCCGCGUCCAGUGCCUCGAGGCCGGCGGCGUCAAGCGCACCAUCGAGAUGGUCACCCCGCUCAGCGAAGAGGGGUGCAGGGCCGACUCCCGCGCCUUCGCCGAGCUGUGCCGCCACCUUGCCCGGGUUGACGCCGAGCACAACACCGUCCUCAUGAUCCAGGUCGAGAACGAGACCGGCCUGCUGGGUGACUCGCGCGACCGCUCCCGCCGCGCCGACAAGGCUUUUGCGGAACCCGUGCCGGAGGGCCUGCUCACCCACCUGACACGGCGGUCGGCCGAUCUGCACCCCAAGUUCAGGGCGCGCUUCGCCGAGCCUCUCGCGUCUGGCGCGCACUCGUGGAACGACGUCUUUGGGGGCGGCCCGGCGGCCGACGAAGCCUUCAUGGCCUACCACAUCUCGUCGUACGUCGGCCGCGUGGCCGCCGCGGGCAAGAGAGAGUAUGACAUCCCGAUGUACACCAAUACGUGGCUCAAUUCCGACGACUCGUCCGACCUCGACCUCUGCAGCGGCGCCGUUCCCGGCGUGUAUCCCUCGGGCGGCCCCUGCCCCCACGUCCUCGACAUCUGGCGGCACAACACAAUCUUGACCGAGAACAAGGCGCUCGACUUCUUGGCGCCCGACCUGUACUCCCACGACUACGAGGCCGUGUGCCGGGACUACACGGCGCAAGGGAACCCGCUGUUCAUCCCGGAGCAGCGGCGCGACGAGAAGGGAGCGCGGCGGGUGUGGCUGUCGUACGGGACGUACGGGGCGCUGGGCGCGAGCCCCUUCGGCAUCGACACGGGCGCCGGGGUCGUCGGCCGCGAGUUCAAGCUGUUGGCGCAGGUGGCGCCGUACCUGCUCGCCGCGCGGCCAGAGGACCGCAUGGGCUUCUUCUUCGACGAGGAGGUCGACCCGUCCGGCCAGGGCGAGAAGUGGACGCGGGCGUUCGGCGACUUGGAGGUCACGGUCGAGCGCGCCUUCGUCUUCGGCAAGCCCGGCCCCGGCGGCGGGCUCGUCAUCCGCCUCGGCGGCGGCGGGGCGCGGUUCCUCGUCGUCGGGCGCGGCUUCAACGUCCGGUUCCGGAGCCUGCGGCGGGAGGCGACGUUCACGGGCAUCCUCGCGGCGGCGGAGAAGGAGACGGCGGCGGACGGGACGCUACGGACGCUGCGGGUGCUGAACGGCGACGAGACGCGCAGCGGCGCGUUCCUCAUCAUGCCCAACGACGACCCGGACUACGGCGGGUUCCACAUCGCCGUGACGGUGCCGGCGCGGACGUGCAUCGCAGAGGUCGAGGCGUACUGGGUCGCCGAGGACGACGAGGACCGGUGA
This is a messenger RNA of Colletotrichum graminicola M1.001, 1692 nucleotides long. RefSeq names its product glycoside hydrolase. The transcript has a single exon. Bases 1 to 1692 code for a protein of 563 amino acids. Gene Ontology annotation, cellular component: beta-galactosidase complex. Gene Ontology annotation, molecular function: beta-galactosidase activity. The record is from RefSeq and is a predicted model, not a curated record. Gene Ontology annotation, biological process: carbohydrate metabolic process. NCBI's taxonomy places the organism in Eukaryota, Fungi, Ascomycota, Sordariomycetes, Glomerellales, Glomerellaceae.